CGGACAUUGUUUUGCUGGCAAUAUUGUGAAAUGUCGUUGUGUCCAUUUUUUCUUUUAAGAGGCCUUAACCAGGUCAAAAGCACAAUCUUAUUUUAUGGGGUAUCGACUAAAAAUUAGCAUCCACAUGGAAGAUGCCUUAGGCUGUGUGUUUGUGUAUUUUUAUCCUGUCCCGUGAAUACAGAUCACACUCACCGGAAAGCGCUUAAGGUCACUGCAACUCUAACGGUUUGUGCCCUGGGUAGAGGUGGGUGGGGUUUGUGCUAAUCUUCUUCAAGCCUACACGCGGUACGUGACGGCGGCGGCGAAGGGCCAUUUUUUGGGGCAGUUCGCCUUGAUAUCUGCUUGCCGAAGAAGGGUGGCCGAUGAGUAAGUCGCGUCGUAGCAUAGUAGGAUGGUGUUCGCGUGCAGGUCCCACAAGGACGAUUGAUAGAUGGUUAAUGGGUUUUAAUAUUAAUGCCCUAAAAUUGGUGGUCAAGCGUAAGGUCGACAUAUUGGGGCGUGCAGCGACACGCCGUAAAUGUUUAACCAUCGUUAGGAUGUAAAUUUUUGCCGUCAAUCUAAGAUGCACCAGAGUGUUUGGGGAGGUUUUGUUUACGGUUCCUCGGUGCACCCCCAUCUUCGCUUCAUUACGGAUUCUGACGGUCAAUGUGAGCUUGUCACCGGUUUCCGUGAUUUACAUCGUUUUAAGCAUUUUAACAUUUUAGCAGAUGACGCCAUCUUCUGACUGUUUUAGUGGUGGUUCUAACGGUUUUUCUAAAAUAUCUAGUGAUUAGUUGAUAAUCGAAAGUUAAAACUUCAUCGCUGGCUCUCGCUUUGCUCUACAGUCACCUACAGUCACCUCGAUGAUGGUGUUCCUGCUGCUGGCCCUUGCUGUCACAUCGCGCUGUGGGCAGGCCAUGGACAACACCUUCUUUCAAACGCUGUUCGACGAAACGAGCGUUCUGUUCAACAAUGGAACACCCCGCGUACCGGACACGACCGUAUUUCGGAAGGAGUACGAUUUCAUCAUCAUCGGUGCUGGGUCGGGUGGGUCCGUCAUGGCGAACCGACUGUCGGAAAUGCGAGACUGGAGUGUGCUGCUGCUUGAGGCGGGCAAGGAAGGUAACAUGCUGACGGAGGUACCGUUGACCGCGGGUCUAACGAGCAUUACAGGGUACAACUGGGGCUACAAAGCGGAUCCAAUGAAGGGUGCCUGCCUGGGGCUGAAGGGAGGCGUGUGCAAUUGGCCUAAGGGACGUGGUCUCGGUGGUACGAGCCUCAUAAACUUCCUCAUCUAUACACGCGGACAUCGGAAGGAUUACGACGGUUGGGAGCAGGCAGGCAACCCUGGGUGGGGCUUUCGUGAUGUGCUGCACUACUUCAAGAAGUCGGAACGUGUACAAAUCCCCGAACUGCGGAAUUCGCCGUACCGUUCCACCGCUGGUCCGGUAGACGUGGAAGAGUCAGCGUUUGAGACACCACUACUGAGACGGUUCAUCGAAGCCGGGCGAGAUCUGGGCUACAUGGAGACGGAUCCAAAUGGUGAGAUUCAACUCGGGUUCGGCAAGGCGCAGGCCACAAUGCGCAGAGGACGGCGGUGUAGUGCGGCGAAGGCUUACCUUGUGCCGGCCGCUCGACGACCAAAUUUGGACAUUUCCAUGCACUCCCGGGUGACCAAAAUACUGAUCGACCCGGUAACGAAGCUCGCGUACGGUGUGGAGUUCAUCAAGCGCAAGCGACGGUACGUGAUCCGUGCACGGAAGGAAGUGAUCUUGGCGGCCGGUGCUAUUGCUUCCCCACAGCUGCUGAUGCUGUCCGGAGUGGGCCCGAAAGAUCAUCUGAACGAGGUGGGCGUUCCGGUGGUGCAAGAUCUUCCGGUCGGGUAUAACCUGCAGGAUCAUCUCAACCUGCCCGGGCUUGUCUUUCCAGUCAAUGAACCGGUCACGGUACGGGAGCGUGAUAUGCGUUCCCCACGGUACAUUCUAGAGUACAUGCUCCACGGACGUGGCCCAUUCACAUCGCCCGGAGGUGCCGAAGGUGUCGCCUUCGUAAAGACGAACAUCAGCUUUACACCGUCAGACUAUCCGGACAUUGAGCUGGUGAUGGGCACGGGUGCCUACAACAACGAUGAGUCCGGAACGUUGCGUGCCACGAUCGGAAUAACGGACGAGUUCUAUCACAACACGUACGGUUCGAUCCUCGGCAAGCAUGCGUUCUCUGUGUCUCCGAUCCUGAUGCGUCCCAAGAGCCGUGGACGGAUCAUGCUGAAAAGCGCCAACCCGUUCCAUUGGCCCCGGAUGGAGGGGAACUUCUACGCCGAUUAUGACGACCUGGUGGUGUUGCGGGAAGGCGUUAAGCUGACCGUGGAUCUGAUCGAAUCGCGCAGCUUCCGCGGUGUUGGGGCUCGGCUGCACAGUACACCGUUCUAUGGCUGUGAGGGCCAUCGGUUCCGGAGCGACGAGUACUGGGAGUGUGCCAUCAGAAGGAUCGGCAGCACGUUACAGCAUCAGUGUGGUACGUGUAAGAUGGGGCCAGCCACCGAUCCGGAAGCGGUCGUCAAUGCACAGCUGCAGGUGUACGGCAUACAGGGUUUGCGUGUGGUCGAUGCUUCGAUCAUACCCACCAUCCCGGCCUCGCACACCAACGCGGUGGUGUUCAUGAUCGGCGAGAAAGCAGCCGACAUGGUGAAAGAGCACUGGGCCAACGAAAUUCGCUAAAACACUCCUCUGGCCGCGCUGGGUCAUUU
Messenger RNA from Anopheles stephensi (Asian malaria mosquito), 2725 nucleotides. Its product is annotated as glucose dehydrogenase [FAD, quinone]-like. NCBI's taxonomy places the organism in Eukaryota, Metazoa, Arthropoda, Insecta, Diptera, Culicidae. The coding region runs from base 843 to 2696 and encodes 617 amino acids. Gene Ontology annotation, molecular function: oxidoreductase activity, acting on CH-OH group of donors; flavin adenine dinucleotide binding. The record is from RefSeq and is a predicted model, not a curated record. The transcript has 4 exons.